Messenger RNA from Poecilia latipinna (sailfin molly), 9257 nucleotides. Its product is annotated as myomegalin. Gene Ontology annotation, molecular function: zinc ion binding; molecular adaptor activity. The transcript is spliced from 41 exons. The record is from RefSeq and is a predicted model, not a curated record. Gene Ontology annotation, cellular component: Golgi apparatus; nucleus; centrosome. Gene Ontology annotation, biological process: centrosome cycle; positive regulation of microtubule nucleation; regulation of Golgi organization. NCBI's taxonomy places the organism in Eukaryota, Metazoa, Chordata, Actinopteri, Cyprinodontiformes, Poeciliidae. The coding region runs from base 661 to 8004 and encodes 2447 amino acids.
GUAGCUCUGAAAUGAAAAAACCAAAAAAACCAAAAAACAAACUGGCUUCUUGAGAGACGCAGAGAAGGAACGGAGGAGCCAGAGGAUCGCCCCAUUUACCAGCGUGUCACCGCGGCACGUCCGCGUGGAGGCCGGCGGAUCGUCACCGCUCCCCGGUCAGGAUGAACCUGUCCGUGUCUGCCGGAGCUGUGCUGGUGCUGCUGCAGAGGAGUGUAGGAUGGCGCUGCUGGGAAAUAUAAAACGUCGCUCUACUGACAGCCGGGAGAGUCGACACAGAGAGAAACCGAGUCUGGUUAAAUUAAAGAGACAUGCCCUCUUUCUCCGUGCGCCAUAUUCACGUUGCACCUGCACAUCCUGCGGGAUCCUGCACUGAUGGAUAUCUGAGAAUCACAUCAUCUACGCUUAUCCCGAUCUUUGCUGUCCCAUCUGGAUUUACAUGUGCAGCCAAAGAAAGUCUACAGGAAUUAUUUAUGCUUUCCUGAUUGGAUUUAAGUCUGAAAAGACUAAAUUAGGACUUUUAUUUUUAUUUUUUGUUGACUCACGGAUCUUAAUAUAACGUGUCUUUUGUCACCCUGAAGGGAUCUAAACUGAUCCAUGCUCUGAUAUGUUUGAGUAACCUGUCUGAUAUAACCCACUACUUCAUAUUGUAAAGCCAGGAGAAUGCUUGAUGUCAAGAUGAAGGAGACGUGUAGAAUCUGUGGCCGGGAGCUCUGCGGUAACCAGAGGCGAUGGAUCUUCCACCCAGCCUCCAAACUUAACCUACAUGUGCUGCUGUCCCAUGCCCUGGGUCGAGAGCUGACCCGGGAUGGCAGGGGGGAGUUUGCCUGCUCCAAGUGCACCUUCAUGCUGGACCGCAUGUACCGCUUCGACACAGUCAUCGCCCGAGUGGAGGCCCUGUCCAUCGAAAGGCUGCAGCGGCUGUUGCAGGAGAAGCAUCGACUGAGACAGUGCAUUGGCGGUUUAUACCGGAGGACUAAUCCGGAGGACGGCGCUGUGACGUUCACCGGCACUAAUGAAGAGUCCGGAGAUGGGAUGGUGGACAUCUCGGGUCUAACCCAUGCAAAGUACUGUGCCCUGCUCCAGGAGGAUUUGGUCUACUCUUUGUAUGAGUCCUGGGCUGACGAUGGGCUGGACUGCCACCAUCACCACCACCCUACCUGCUCUGCUGGUCCAGGGUCAGAGGCCACAGGUACAGGCUCGCACCACUGUCGACCCAGCACUCCCAGGAGGUGUCGAGGAUGUUCCUACUGGCGGGUGGCGGACUCUGACUAUGAAGCGGUCUGCAAAGUGCCCAGAAAGCUGGCAAGAAGCACCUCUUGUGGGCCAUCAACCAGAUACUCAGCCAGUGUCAUUGGUGGGAGUGUGACUGGAGGGGAUGGAGACGUGGAGAGGAAGAACUUGGACGAUUCAGAGGAGGCCCCAUCAUCUCGAACCCUGGUCCCUGGGUCUCAGGACGUUUCCCGGACUUCAGACAGUGAUCGCACACUGGCUGGACGAGGCAGUUCCAGCCCCUCAGUUGCAUCCUUGGAGAUGACCGAAGACAACGCUCAGCCUGGAUCGCUGAGAGACGGAUCACUGAUCUCCUCUGGGGAAGCAGCAGUAGAUGACCACAUUUCUGACUCUCUGUCUGAGGAGCACAUGGGAGCGACGCUGUCCUCACCUGGACCCAGUCUUUCUCUGACAUUCUGUCUGCUGCAAAGCUACGCAACCCAUCGCCCAGUCCAGCACACCAAGGGAAGCAAACUACCCAUCCUCAUCCGGAGGAGCUCCAGGAACGGAGGGGCUCGGCUGCGAUUCCCAGAUCCUCUUCUUGGGAUGCCUUAUGGAGAGAGAGACAACCACAUGCCCACUCCCGAGCCAGAGACUCCUUUGGUCAGGCUGAAUUUGGAAGAUGAUCACGACCUGAACUUUGCUGACAUGGAGGAUUUAUUGAACGAUUUAUACAAGGAGUAUCCUCCCCCACCUCCACAUCAGAGCCUCGUUGAGGAGCAGCAGAGUCAGCUCAACCAGUACGAAUGUGCGGCGGGUCAGUGCGUCAGCGAGCUGCAGAAGGCCCAGCUCCAGGUCCAAUCCCUGCAGGCAAAGAUCCAGGAGAGCGAGGCCAACAACAUGAAGCUGCAGGAGAAGCUGACCGAGAUGGAGUGUGAGCUGCGUUCGCUCCGACAGGCGGCCCAGAGUCAGGAAAGAACCAUUCAGGGCCUCACAGAGUCCAUCACCACCAAAGACAGCGAGGCCCAGGAGCUGUACCAUCUGAUCGAAGGCCAGAACAGCACUAUGUGCAAGCUGCAAGAACUGGCCCAUCGUAACCAGCUCACUCAGAGCCAGACUCCCGCGGGGAUGAGCGAGUCCCUGACGCUCGGCCAGCUGCAGGGUGAGCUGGUCCGGGUGCAGAGCUCUCUGUUCUCUCUGGGUCUGGAGCUGGAGGCCAGCCAGAGGAGUCUAAGGCAGAGCCAAAGGCAAGGCGACGACCUGCUGAGGUUCAAGGACCGGCUCAGCUCCGACCUACAAGAGGAACUGCAGCACAGGGGGGUCACAGAAAAACACAACCAGGACCUGCGCGGUGCUCUGCAGAAGAUUCGCUCCGAGCUUCAAACCAGAGAAGCGGCUCUGAAGGAAUGCGAGGCAGAGAAGACGGCAGUGACGCAGGAGAAAGACGGGAUCAUUGCUCAGCUCGAGCGCUCCCUGCAGGACAAGGAGCGGCAGCUGCAGGAGUACUGUGACAUGUUGGAGUCGACAAAAAGCUCCAAGCCAAGAGAUGCUCUGCUAGAGAAGCUGAGGGAGCGGAUUAAGGAGAGAGACCAAGCUCUGGAGCGCUCCAUCGAUGACAAGUUCCACUGUCUGGAGGAGCGCGAGGGCCAGGUGAGGGCGCUGCAGCUCGCCCUCAGGGAGAAGGAGCGCGACCUGGAGAGGCUCCGCUGCAUCCUGUCCAACAACGAGGAAACCAUCACGGUACGCUCAUCGGCAAAUAGUUUGGACGCUCUGGUGCGCAGCAAGGAGCUGGAGUUGGAGCAGGCAGCGGAGGCCUACAGGAACCUGCAGUGGCUCAAGCAGAAGAGCGAGGAGAAGGAGACAACGGCUCUGAGGGAGAAGGACACCAUCAUCCACCAGCUGCAGGCGGCCCUGCAGGCGCGCAGCCAGGAGAUGCAGGAUCUAACGACCACCCUCGUUGCCCGGGUCCAGGCCGGCCCCACGGGGGUCGUGGAGGAGCUGAAGGCUCGGCUGGCCCUUAAAGAGAAACUGUUCCAGGAGCUGCUGUCCGACCGCACCCGGCAGACCGACGAGCACCAAGCGCAGGUCCUGGAUCUGCUCAGCACGCUCAGCUCCAAAGACCAGUACCUCCAGGAUUACUCGUACAGGCUCUCCUUGGUGAUCACCGAGCGGACAAACGAGCAGCAGGAACUUCGCAAGCAGCUGACACAGACGGAGCAGGAGCUGAGCGAGCUGAGGCGAGAACGGGAGAGGGAGACGGGAGGAGAGGCGGAGCAUCUGCGAAGCCUGCUCAAGGAGAAGGAAGCCUUUAUUAAGGAGCUGAUCCAGGAACAGGAGGAGGCCAUGCAGGAGGAGAGGGAGGCCGAAGUGAAGGCUCUGAAGGACGAGAUCCAGCUGGUGUUGAGGAAGGAGAAGGAGGCUCAGAAGGAGAUCGCUGACCUGCGCUCCUCUCUGGCCCAUCGGCAGACUCAGAAUGCGGCGACAAAAGACGGAGCUCAUCAGCAAGUAAGAUGUGUGCUAGAGCAGCUGGUGUCUGAGUACAACAAGCUGAAUGAUGCCCUGAGGACAGAAAAGAGGCUAUACCAAAAUCUGACCCAGCUUAGCAGAAGUGAUGGCAACAGCAGCACAGAGAAGAUCCAGACCCUGCACACCGAACUAGACUCGGUUCAGGCGCUUCGAGGGCAGCUGGAGGAGGUUCUGUCCAGGACCCGUAGGAUGGCCCUGGCACUGGAGCGGGCAGCUAAAAGGCAGCCUGAGUUUGGAGAGUUCAGCUCAGAAGAGGAGGAGGAGGAGGAGGUAGACGAUGAAGAUGUCAGCAGCGAGGAGUUCACUGACAGCAUAGAGGAGGAGGAGGAUAACAGCCUGAACUCCACUCAGGCCUCAGCGAAGCCUCAGAGAGCCGGUGAUGAGUCCGGGCGACUGGUAGAGGAGACGGUGCACCACCUAAAGCAGCUUGAAGGAGCCAAGAGGACCCUAGAUGCUCAGCUUGAAGAAGUGCAGUCGCAGCUGGAAGAGGAUGGAUACGCGUCUUUAUCUGACAUGAGGAGCGCCUUGCAGAGGUUGCAGCAGGAGAACGAGGCUCUGAGAGAAAGCCAGGGGUGUCCAAGAGCGGGGGGGCAGAGGAGGAACGCAGAGACCAAACUGAGCCGACGGGAGGAGAGGGAGAGGAGCAGCGCCGAGGAGGACGAUGAAGAGUUUGAAUCGUCUCCAGUGGUGUCGGGGAAGCGAGGUCCCUCUAGUCUGAGCGCCGAGUCGGGGAAGAGGCACUGCAUGAGGCCGAGCUCGCUGGACCUGAAGUCCAGACAGGCUGAGACGACGGUGGAGUCCGCCGGCAGUGGCAGUGAGGCCGCAGCGAUUUGGCAGGAUAUAGAGGAGGGUCUCCGGGAGCAGGCGGCUCGUCUUCGCUCUGACCUGAGCCUGAGCCUGCAGGAGAACAGAGAGCUGAAAGAGAGGCUGAUGGUGUCCGAAGCCACCGUCCAGGCUCAGGCCGAGCAGCUCAAGGACUACAGAGAUCUGCUAACAGAAACGUCCGUGCAGCAGGCCAGUAAGCAGGUGCAGGUGGAUCUCCAGGAUCUCGGCUACGAGACCUGCGGCCGCAGUGAGAACGAAGCCGAGAGGGAAGACGCCAGCAGUCCAGAGUUUGACGACUUGGAGAUGUGCACGUCGCUGUCCCAGCCUCAGGACUGUGAGGGUGCGGGCGGCGGCUGGUACGGCGGGAACUGUAGCGUGAGCAGAGGGGCUUACAACACGGGGGACGAGUCUGCGUCUCUCCAGCAUCUGAUCCGGGAUCUGCGCUCCCAGCUGACCCGCUGCCACAAGGUGAUCCGCGGACUGCAGCUGCGCGUCCGCUCUCUGUCCGCCACCAGCGACUACGCCUCCAGCCUGGAGCGCACGCCACGCAAGGUCAACUGGGCGUUUGAGAGGUCGGCGGGCCCCAGUGCAGCGGAGGAAGAUGAAGGCUGGAUGUCAGACACGCAGGGAGUCCGCUCCAGCUCCGGGCACAGCAGGGAGCUGCAGGAGCUCAUGGAGCGAGUCGCGUCGCUUGAGGCUCAGCUGAAAACCACUGCUGCAGAGGGCAAAGGUCAACCGGAAGAGGGGAAAUGUGCCACCUGGCCUGGGAAGUACAACUCUCUGAUCCAGGCUCAGGCUCGUGAACUGUCCCACCUCAGGCAGAGGAUGAGAGAGGGCCAGGGGGUCUGCCACAUCCUGACGCAACACCUGGGGGACACUACCAAGGCUUUUGAAGAGCUCCUGCGGGCCAACGACGUCGAUUACUACAUGGGUCAGAGCUUCAGGGAGCAGCUGGCUCAGAGCAGCGCCCUGGCUCAGAGAGUGCUCACCAAGAUAAGUGGACGUGAGGGGACCGAGAACCACAGCGAGAAAACAGGCCAUGAGCUGCUUGCCUUACGGCUGAGUAAGGAGCUACAGCAGAAAGACAAACUCAUCGAGUCACUCCACACCAAGCUCCACCAGCGUCCUGAGACUCCGUCCAGCUGCCACGCCCUCUCUGAGACCACCGACCAAUCGGACAGGACCUCCCUGGUGUCCGAUGAGUACCAAAGCAACGAAGACUUGGAGCUGUGCUCGGACAUGGCAGCCACAGAGCUCCCGGAGGAGCAGCGGCUCCGGCAGCAAGGCCACGCGUCACAGCCAGACGUCUGUCCAUCUCUCCCGCCUCUUCGUGGCCUCCUCAAGGCUUCCAACAGCUGUCCCAGCAUGCUUUGCUCUUCUGCAGUUAGAGCCCCUUUCAGUGCACCCAUCUCCUCCCUCUCUGUGUCCUCCGGCCCUGACGUCUGGGGUUACGAAGUCAUUUCUGACCCCCGGCCCAGGGCCCUGUCUGUUGCCGCUGUUCGCCCAGAGCUGGACAUGCUCUACAGACAGAUGCAUGAGCAGAACAGGGGAUUCCCGGUCGCCCAGGACACGACCCUGUUCGGCCUUCCGCCUGGCCCGCACAACCAGCACAACCUCUCCAGCUACAACCAGCUAUCCCAUCAUGCCUUUCAACACUACCAGCUGGGUGGCAUCCCUGAGUGCCACUCCGUUAAGUCUGACUCAGGUCUUUUGAGAGGGCAGCCUCUGUGGGACGUGGACAGCUUAGUUCAGCCAAACGGGACCUUUUCUGGAAACCAAACACCAAGCAGUCAAACAGGAGUGAAUUUGAUCGAGGAGCACCUCCGAGAGGUCAGAUGCCUCCGUCAGCGCUUGGAGGAGUCGAUCAGAACCAAUGAGAGGCUCAGGCAGCAGCUGGAAGAUAAACUGGCCUCCACCGGGCGGGAUGGAGGAGCACCAACAAACAUCUACAUUCAGGGACUUGACACGGUCACCCAGCUUUCUAGUGAAAUCAGGGUCCUGAAAGAGGAAAAUCUCAGUCUGCAGUCUCGCCUGCAGGCCAGCACAGACACAAGCGAGGAGGUGGCGCAGCUGCGGGAGGCCGUGUUCGCAGCCAGAACCCGCCUGAAGCAGGCCGAGCUGGAGGCCGAGCAGUGGAAGGAGGAGCUGCGGCGCCUGCAGGCUCACACUCAGGAGCAGGGCCAGCAGAUCCACGCUCUGAGGCAGGAGCGACAGGCCAACCAGGACAAAACCAACAGGCUCCAGCACGAGACGUCUCUGCUGCAGCAGCAGCUGAGUGAGAGCAGAGAACUGAUCCACUCGCUGCAGAGCGAGCUGCACGUUUAUGACCGAGUGUGUUCCAGCACCAAGCCUAACAAAGGGUAUCUGUGUGAGGUGGCGGGUUUCCCAGUGGAGCUGGGGGAGCUGCUGGGGGAGGUCAGGAGUCUGCGGGCCCAGCUGCAGAGCAGCGUGCAGGAAAACAGCGCUCUCAAACAGCUGGAGCUCCACAAGCAGCUGGAGCAGAAGCUAGGCGUGGGGUCGCCGCGGGCUCCGUCUCUGUCCGCGCUGACCGCCAGCCCUCAGAGGGAAACCUUCUACAGACGACAGCUGCUGCACGACCCGGCGCCGUCUCCGCCGGUCAGGGACAUCGGUUUGUUUAACUGUGGAUCUCCUGGUCCCCCCUACUCAGACCUGGACGACAGCCAUAGCCCUGCUAAUGCAGACUCUCUUGACCCUCACUCAGAACUGGAAGGGGAGGCACCAGAUGGGUCGUUUGCAAACCGUAACGGUCGCCACACCAUUGGCCAUGUCGAUGACUUCAGCGCGUUGCAGCAGCAGGUCCUGGAGGGCCGGAGCCUCGUCCAGCGCAUGGAGGCCACCUUGCAGGCCUGUCUCACCCCGCCACUGCUGGAGGGCAAACAGAUAGAGGGCAGCGACCUGGCCGUGGACUAUGGAUGUGUGAAGAGUCUUCUGUCCAACACCAAGACUCUGAGGCAGAUCCUGGAGGAGGCCAUGUCUCUGCUGAAGAUGUUCUGGAGGGCAGCUCUUCCUAACACAGAUCCCUCCAUCCAAAACCUUAAGAAGGAGCAGUGCCUGCAGGAGGAGAUUUUGUCCCUGAAGCUGCGUAUAUCUGAGCAGGAAGAAGUUCUUAAAGGGACAGUACAAAGACUUAGGAGCACCAGCCGCACCAAGGAGAGCAUGGAGCACUUCAUCGUCAAUCAGUUAUCAAGGACCCGCGAUGUGCUGAAAAAAGCCAGGACUAAUUUAGAGAAGAACGAGCUGAGGCUCUCCUCUCUAAGCUCCUCCCCCUCCUCUCCUCCUGCUGCUGAGGAGCUUGGAGGUGUUGCCAGAGCACGGCCUCCUGAUCGCGGUGUCCUGAUGAGCGGCGGCUUUCCUGGAAUCACCGGAGCAGAAGCCACUCAGCGUCUGGCAACGAGGAAGCGCAGCAGCCAGUGUCUGCUUUAGACUCCCAAAGCACCAACCUAAGUGCUCCCAUGUCUGACCUCUCUGCUUAAACAGACCCCUCCCUCAUCACAUACUCCUUCCCAUUUGACCCUGCCCACUCUUCUCCAUCCAGCCGCCCCUUGUUCGUCUGGACAAUACAGUCAGAGUACAAGCUGCACCUUGGCCCUCCCCUCACCCCUGUUCACCUCUGUUGUUGUCUUUGAGUGAAACAGUCAGCAGUUUGCUUGCUGUGUGUAAGAUCGAGGGGCUGAUUGAAAAGUGCUUCUGAUGGUUUCAGGGAUGUGCGUCCUACAGUCCCGAAGUGUCUUUAGAUGCCUUUAGCUCUGGUUCGAGGAUUGCACACAUUUCUUGUGGGUUUCUGAUAUAUUUCAGGUACAGAUACUCAUCUGAUCUGCACCCACACAGAGCCAGACAGCCUGUAGAGAAAGAGGGUUUGCGUAUGUUUGAAGUGGCUUUUGAGAUGUACUCUGCACACAGACGCACACAUGUAAAGUCCCAUCAGUUUGUGUGCGAUCGAACGGUUCACUCAAAGAUAAGUUCAUUUCCCCUAAACCUGCCACUGAAAUGCAACUCUCCUCCUUGUGGCAGGAGGUUAGAAUUUUUACAAAUGCAAUGCAAAGAAAUGCCGGAGGGAUGUGCCGUGCACGAUGUGCGCUAGCCGUUGUGGAGAAAGCCAAUAGCUAAGAUUAUUUGUUGUUGAGGGAUGCUACAACCAAGCCCCACGCCUCCUUUUCAAUGUCCUCUAAGUUUGCAAAAUCACAAAAACUGGGAGCUGCGUGUGCCAGAGGAACCAGGCCGUGCUCACUCCCCAGGGGGCUUCUCAUGCGAGCAUGUGCAAUAACGAUGUUUCUUGAGUAACUGCGCUGCACUGGAUCACAGUUCGCAGCGUUUGCCAUGGUUUGGACACAACCGGUGUCAUGAUUGUAUUUAUUUCUUGAGUGUCGAUGCAUGACAAAGAUUGUGCACAUGAAAAUCGGAGCGCUGGAACGAGUCGCAGCCGAUUCUUGCCAAAGUUUGAGCCUCAAACUUUUCACUCUGACUCGCCUCGUCCACAUGAAUGAGAAAACUUAUAUCAGCAACAGUGUCACCACGUUGUCUUGUUUUCCUUUUAAACCAUAGAGACGGCAACCGUUAGACACCUAUUGAAACAUUUUUUUGGACCAGCACUCCAGCAGAUUUUUCAGUCAAGCUAUUUGUUAAUGUCUCUUAAUGUUAUUUUUAGUAUCCCCUGAGCAAAGGCAAAAAAAAAAAAA